This is a messenger RNA of Phalaenopsis equestris, 634 nucleotides long. Its product is annotated as methylcrotonoyl-CoA carboxylase subunit alpha, mitochondrial-like. Gene Ontology annotation, molecular function: methylcrotonoyl-CoA carboxylase activity. Lineage: Eukaryota; Viridiplantae; Streptophyta; Magnoliopsida; Asparagales; Orchidaceae. Bases 1 to 495 code for a protein of 164 amino acids. The record is from RefSeq and is a predicted model, not a curated record. The transcript is spliced from 5 exons. Gene Ontology annotation, cellular component: mitochondrion.
AUGCAUUUAAGCCUUCUUUCCCGUUUUGAAGGUGGUGAUUCCCCUGUCAUAGACAUCAAAGUCGUUCAUUUGGGUGAGUGCAAGUUCAUUGUUGAAACUGAUGGACUGAGCAACCAUAUUACUUUGGCAAGAUACCUUAAAGAUAAUAGCCAACAAGUACAUAUAUGGCACAGACGACAUCACCAUCAUUACCGAGAGCCAGUGAGUCUUGAUCAUUCUUAUAAUGACGCGAAUGAUCAUAAAACUAGUUUUCAGACGGCUUCACAGCCUAAAGGGAGUGUUUUGGCACCAAUGGCUGGGUUAGUGGUCAAGGUUUUGCUAGACAAUGGGGCAAAGGUUGAAGAAGGACGGCCUGUUCUAGUUCUUGAGGCCAUGAAACUGGAGCAUAUUGUCAAGUCUCCUCGUGCUGGUUAUAUUGAGGGGCUUCAUAUUGCAUCUGGUCAACAAGUUUUUGACACUAGCAUUCUGUUAACUGUCAAGGUAAUGUGGGGCUGAGCAGGCUAGCCGGUUUGGCCAGCUAGCGGAUGGAUCGACAAAACCGACCUAGAGAUUGCGGGUCUAGCUCCCUGCUGGAUCGAGCUACAAUUAGAAGGAGUUAAACUGUCGCCAGCCCCUUUCCCCUUUUCUUUUACGU